AAAACAAAAUCUUCAGUUAACAAAGACAAUCUCUGGUAAAAACAACGCAAAUCCUCACUCUGCCUUCGAGUUCCCGUUGCAGUAAAUAAAUUCGGUAGGGCGCCCGUUGUUUUGAACGUAUUUGGCGCGAGACUCUACCCUAGUCUCUUAACAUGAAUUCCAAUUCCGGACGAUAUCCAACCAGUAUCUAUUAGUACGUACCUAUUAGAGUUCCUGAAUCGGCAUAUUGCUCAAGAACAAGUGAAAAUGUAUUCAGACCGUUGGUAUCUUUAUUUGAAUGAUUUUCGGUUGAGAUAUCGAAAAAAAAGUAAUGAACAUUUUAAUCGAAACCUUAACUACACUUAGUGAACAUUCAAUUUUAUUAGAAUAGAGUUGUUUAUAUAAUCAAUGAAGUCCAUUUUGAGUAUCUUCAUCAAAGUGAAAUAAAACGGAUCAGCGUGGUGAAUGACAUACUCCUAGAUAUCAGUGGUCUCUUUUCAUCGUCAGUCAACGAUACUUCCGGUGUAUUAGUUCCGUUGAGUGUAGACACUCAACGUUAGUUCUGUGUGUAAUGAAUUUUAUCCCUUAUUUGUAUAGAUAAUCGGUUGCCGUCCGGUGCUCUUUUAAUACACUUGGCGCGAGACGAUACCGAGUUUCUUGAUAUACAGUAUUAUCUCGACAAAGAAGAGGCCUUAUCUUUUUGCUGAUAAGCUGACUGAUUCCCGCAUUAUUUCACUUUCGUUGAAAUUGAUAACUUUUCUAAUUCGUUUGUCGUGGAGAAACAAAAGCAUCCAACCGUACUGAGUCAUUGAAAUUUUCUGUUCUCCCUAGCAGAGAGCAAGUAGCCAGCGAAGCAACCUGUGUCAAUGUGUAUUGUAUUGCACCUAAUAUGUGCAGUGGAUGAUAUGGCUCCUCAAUGUUGAAAGAUCAUGGCAGUGAACUGUGCCACACCCUGGUAUUUGCUAUCAUUAUACACCUCUCGUAUAUCAGGGUAAUACGCGGUGUGUUCCUAGAAUGAAAACUGUGUUCCAAAAAAAAAAUUCAGUUGUUCUCGAAGUACCAGUUUUGCAAAUCUGAAGAUUCACGGUUGUGUGUGUGCUAGAUCUAUGGUUGUAUUAUAAAGUAGUCGUCUUCUGUAGUAAAAUCACCAGGUGAAUUGUUAAAUUUUCCUACAGACGCCAAUGCUUUCCACUUGAGACCUGAUGAAUGCCAAGAGCCGUACCUCAGGUUUCAACCAAUGAGAAAAAAGUAGACAUGUAACAUUUCAGGCAAUUAAUUUAAUAAUUGCUGCAAACUGUUAGUACAAGCUAAGACUCUGAAAAUGGUGGAAAGCUCAGAGGUACUAUGUCGAUCCAGGAUAAUGCACUGUAUGAGACUACCCCUGCGAUCAACAGAGCAGAUUUACCUAGUAUUUUUAAUUCCAACUUUGUUAAACUGUGCUAUAUACGUGAUACAUUUCUCCUUGGAUCUAGUUGUUGUAGAGCAACAUUUUCGCGAAGGAAAUUCCAUAUGGGGAAGUUGCAGCCUUGUCAUUAUGUAUGCUCCAAGCAUCACCUAUUUCAUUUUGACUGUUUCAAGACCGGACUGGUGGAUGAGCCAGGAUGAAAAAAUUUCCAAAGGAGUUAUCACGUGGUUCAUGCUUCAAGUUUGUCAAGUAUUUGCUUUUCCGCUGUUCGCUCUCUAUAGGUACGCUGGUUUGAUUGUGCUGACAGUUGAUGCGAUAAUGCUCUCAGGAAUAGAAAGAAUGAAGACACUGAACAUUGCCGCUAAGCCUGCAGCAAUAGAAUUAUACUUCUUUCUUCAAGCUUGGUUUCAAGCAGCACCCCAAGCUGUAUUUCAAACGCACUUGCUCUUCAGUCAACAGACUGUUAAGCGCUCACAUCAAUCUGGGAUUCAAAUAUCAUGCAUUCUCAUAUCGAUAUUCGUGCUUUCUAUUCAAACAAUGUCGUUUCAAAGAUUCGAAAGCCAGAGAAUAAAAGGAAGAAAAUUACCAUGGGCAAUGUGGUUGAAGAAGUACCGGGAUCAGGAACUACAAGAGUUUGAUGACAAACAUUCAAUUGAGUCUAUCCGAAUAUUGGACACCGAGAAAAAAAACAUCCACGAUAAGGGCGUUGCCAAAGAAUUGGUAAGCACAGCACGUUUUGGGAGUACAAAUAAUGUCCAGGAAGCAGAGAUGAAUACUAUGAAGUUCAACCAUCAGAUAUCGACCAUUCCUCCUCUGCCACCAAAAAACGUGCACAUUACACCACCUCCAACACCUUUGAGAGGGGUAACAAGUGUAAUACCAUUACAAGUUCCUGAUGUGCUAGCCCCUCGCCGACCAGAUUUCAUAGCGAACCAAACCGAAGCGGGUAACAUAGAAGCAGCGACGUCACGUCCAGUGAGUCAGAAACCAAUGAGAUCCACUUUACAAAAGUCUAAGAGUUUGAAACUACCAAAACGAAGAUAUUCUGAGAAAGGACUUGACGAAGAUGACCCUGCAGGUAAAGCAAUAGCUUCGUUAUGGUGGUUUUUGUUCAUUUUACCUCGCGUAUUCUCCAUAGCAGUGUUCUACAAAUUUCAUCCCGGUGUAUUAUUCACUGUACUUGUUGCGCACUACCUUGUGAUGCUAGCUUAUAUAUUUUACCACGCUAAGGACUUUACAGUGGUAACAUUUUUCAUGAAUCUAUGGUUGGGUUUGAUUUACAUUUUUGGGGCAAUAGAGUACCAAAUUAAAUUCAAGUAUGCGAAUCGUUGGCUUUCUUUUUAUUAUGCAUUCGCAAUCGCACAAAAUUCAUUAUUCACGGGGACAUGGUACUUUUUGAGUGAGUGGGAUGGAUUUUGGUACACUUUUGUAUUUUGGGCGAUAUUUGGCAGCAUGGGGCUCUGUAUCAUGUCAACUCUGGUAUACCAACUUCUGUUGAAACCCAGAAAGCAACAAGUUUAUGUGAGCUGAUCAUAUUCGUAUUUUGAUAAAGAAGGCCACACAGGUAUUGAUAUUUUAUCUCGAUACAGAGUGUUAGUAAAAAGUUGAUUUUCACUAUAUUAUAUUAUCUCUUAGAAUGCGAGGAUGCGUCACAAAUCUGUCCUGUGACACUGAACACGAGUUAACAUUUGUACCUGAGAUCCAUAUUAGACAACAACUCACGACUGCGAGCGAUAAUUAAAAUAAAUUUAUCACACUUUAAUGUAGAAGACUGAUACAAUAACUAUGUCACAGAAGUAGCAUCAUGUUCUACCAAUUAACGUAAUCGAAUGCGAAGUGGAAUUUUAACCGGAUGUGUAAAAGCGAAGGCAUUCAAAUUGUGUGCCAAUCAGAGGACACAGUAAGUGUGGACGGUUGAAUACGGGUACAAAACUAAUUACAUAAAAAAUCACUGGAUUAUGUAACAGAUAUAAAUUUUCAAUGUCGCAUUUUUCGUUUUCAUUUUGUAUGACACACGACAGUUGAUAAUCCACUUAGAGUAUUAAUGUAUCGAGUUAUACUUUUUAUGCCUCUCAUUUGCACAAUGUAAGUCAUCUCAGGCAUUAUCCAUCAACUAUUCAUUUAUUCAAUAAUAAUCAAUACGCAACAUCUUGAAAUGUAUCGGAGCCUGAUUCGCAUAUUGAUUUGAAUUUAACCAGCAGUUGUUAAGUUUGACCACCUUCCAAACAUCAGUUACAUCUGGUAGCGUUCUAGUUUGUAUACACGUUAUUGGCAAACAUUUCAAUAAAAUAAUACCUCUACAUGUA
Messenger RNA from Athalia rosae (coleseed sawfly), 3690 nucleotides. RefSeq lists its product as uncharacterized. Gene Ontology annotation, cellular component: plasma membrane. The record is from RefSeq and is a predicted model, not a curated record. The transcript has 4 exons. Bases 1301 to 2914 code for a protein of 537 amino acids. Gene Ontology annotation, biological process: phosphatidylserine exposure on apoptotic cell surface; apoptotic process involved in development; engulfment of apoptotic cell. Lineage: Eukaryota; Metazoa; Arthropoda; Insecta; Hymenoptera; Athaliidae.